UUGAGUGGGAAUCCCAAAGCAGUUGGACAGGCAAGAAAAGGACCUUUUCAUUAAGGAUUAAAAUGUAUAGGCCAGCAGGGGGGCCGUCUACUUCAAGAUUUCUGAAUCCAUGGGUAGUGUUUUUCAUUGUCAUCGCAGCGGUGGCGAUCCUAGCAGUGACUAUAGCUCUGCUUGUUUACUUUUUAGCUUUUGGUCAAAAAUCUUACUUCUACAGAAGCAGCUUUCAAAUCCUAAAUGUUGAAUAUAAUGAUCAGUUGGAUUCACCAGGUACACAGGAAAACAGGGCUUUGUGUGAAAGAAUCGAAUCUCUAAUUACUAAAACAUUCAAAGAAUCAAGCUUAAGAAAUCAAUUCAUCAAAGCUCAUGUUGUCAAACUGAGGCAAGGUGAUGGUGGUGUGAUAGCAGAUACUGUCAUGAAAUUUCGAUUCCCUAGAAAUAACAAUGGAGCAAUAAUGAAAAACAGAAUUAAGUCCAUUUUAGGCCAAAUGCUGAAUAACUCUGGAAACUUGGAAAUAAAUCCUCCAACUGAGAUAACAUGCAAAUACUUUCAUUGUCCCCGCUUGGAAAAGAGAGGUAAUUGCCCAGUCACCAUGUGGGGCAGUCAGAAUUCAAACUUAAAUCUCUCGUGUUCAAAAAAUGAAGAAGGCUCCCCCGCCACGACCCUGCAGCACAUUAAUGCCUUUUUCUCAUUAGUAUGUGGGGCACGUCCAGACCUAAUAUCAUUGUCUGAGGAGAGAGUCACUGGAAGCACUCAGGCUCAGGAGGGAGACUGGCCGUGGCAAGUCAGUCUACGGGUCAAUAAUGGCCACCACUGUGGAGGCGUCCUGAUCAGUAACACAUGGAUCCUGACAGCAGCUCACUGCUUCAGAAGCUACUCUGAUCCUCGUCAAUGGACUGCCACAUUUGGUAUUUACACAGCAUCUCCUCUACUGAGAAAAACAGUAAGACGUAUUAUAAUCCAUAACAAUUAUACACCUAUAACUCAUGAAAAUGAUAUUGCUGCUGUGCAACUUGACAGCAGUGUCGACUUUACCAGAAAUAUCCAUACAGUGUGUCUCCCAGAGGCUACCCAGAAUAUUCUACCUGGUUCUACUGCUUAUGUAACAGGAUGGGGAGCUCUAGAAUAUGGUGGCAACACGGUUACAGAUCUAAGGCAAGGACAGGUCAGAAUAAUAAGUAAUGAUGUAUGCAAUGCACCAGCUAGUUAUAAUGGAGCUAUCUUGUCUGGAAUGCUGUGUGCUGGAACACUUCAAGGCAAUAUGGUGGAUGCAUGCCAGGGUGACUCAGGUGGCCCACUGGUACAAGAAGACUCACGGCAGCUUUGGUUCCUCGUGGGGAUAGUAAGCUGGGGAGACCAGUGUGGCCUGCCAGAUAAGCCAGGAGUAUACACUCGAGUGACAGCCUACCGUGACUGGAUUGCCCAACAAACUGGGGUCUAGUGCAAUAAAGGCAUCUCUGUUGCAAAGUC
Lemur catta (Ring-tailed lemur) is the source of this 1468-nucleotide messenger RNA. Its product is annotated as transmembrane protease serine 11D-like. The coding region runs from base 63 to 1439 and encodes 458 amino acids. The record is from RefSeq and is a predicted model, not a curated record. Gene Ontology annotation, cellular component: plasma membrane; extracellular region. Gene Ontology annotation, molecular function: serine-type endopeptidase activity. Gene Ontology annotation, biological process: proteolysis. NCBI's taxonomy places the organism in Eukaryota, Metazoa, Chordata, Mammalia, Primates, Lemuridae. The transcript has 11 exons.